GCUCUCUCCUCCCUGGCGGCUCUGGGAUGGACGCCUGUCUGAGCUCCGGGCAGCAGCCCCAGCCACUGGACGAGGCACCGAGACCCCUGGACGAGGAGGGUCUGCACGCAGACGGCAGCAGCGGACCCCUAGGAGAUUCUAACAAGAUAGAACCGUCGCUUCAAAGCCUCCAGAAAUUUAUUCCAACGAAUUACGCCAGCUACACCCAGGAGUACUAUCGGUUUGCAGGCAGGAAGAUUGUCAUUCAAGAAUCGAUUGAGAGUUACGGAGCGGUGGUGUGGCCGGGGGCCAUGGCUUUGUGCCAGUACUUGGAGGAACACGCAGAGGAACUCAGUCUCCAAGGUGCUAAGGUACUUGAAAUCGGUGCUGGACCAGGCCUCGUUUCCAUCGUGGCCAGUAUUCUAGGAGCUCAAGUCACAGCCACGGAUUUGCCUGACGUCCUAGGGAACCUUCAGUACAACCUUUUAAGGAAUACACUCAACCAUGCCGCACAUCUGCCUGAAGUGAGAGAGCUGGCGUGGGGAGAGGGCCUGGAGCAGAACUUCCCCAAGUCCACGUUUUACUAUGAUUACGUGUUGGCCUCCGACGUGGUCUACCACCAUUACUUCCUGGACAAGCUGCUCGCCACCAUGGUGUACCUCUGUCAGCCAGGAACAGUGUUGCUUUGGGCAAACAAAUUCAGAUUCAGCACCGAUUAUGACUUUUUGGAUAAAUUCAAGCAAGUUUUUGAUGCAACCCUCCUGGCUGAAUUUCAAGAGUCAUCCAUCAAACUUUUCAAAGGAAUGCUAAAAUGGGACUAAUUUCAACAAAAUGCCUUUCAAAACAUUAGUGUCUUUGAACAGUGGUAGAAAUUUUAUGAGACUGAGAAGGUAGUGCACAGAAACAACUCGCAUAACUAGAAUUAACAUAUUAUAGCAACUCUUUAAAACAACCUAUUUAGGAUUAUCUGGUUGAUCUAAAUAUACACAAAGAAUAACAUGAAGACAUAAAAGUGGCUUUCAAGAGUCUUGAUCAAGUGUUUAAUAAAUUUUUCAGGAAUACAUUAA
Hippopotamus amphibius kiboko is the source of this 1046-nucleotide messenger RNA. RefSeq names its product protein-lysine methyltransferase METTL21C. Gene Ontology annotation, molecular function: protein-lysine N-methyltransferase activity. Lineage: Eukaryota; Metazoa; Chordata; Mammalia; Artiodactyla; Hippopotamidae. Bases 27 to 800 code for a protein of 257 amino acids. The transcript is spliced from 4 exons. Gene Ontology annotation, biological process: peptidyl-lysine methylation. The record is from RefSeq and is a predicted model, not a curated record. Gene Ontology annotation, cellular component: cytoplasm; cytosol.